Meriones unguiculatus (Mongolian gerbil) is the source of this 1137-nucleotide messenger RNA. Its product is annotated as zinc finger protein 120-like. The transcript is spliced from 6 exons. NCBI's taxonomy places the organism in Eukaryota, Metazoa, Chordata, Mammalia, Rodentia, Muridae. The record is from RefSeq and is a predicted model, not a curated record. Gene Ontology annotation, molecular function: DNA-binding transcription factor activity; RNA polymerase II cis-regulatory region sequence-specific DNA binding. Gene Ontology annotation, biological process: regulation of transcription by RNA polymerase II. The annotation marks the transcript as partial.
AUGGUUGGCAUCCCCAGCCUUCUCCAGGGGAGGCUGAACAUAAGGAGUUGCCUUGUAGGGUCCUUCCUGGAGCUGGGUAGGAACCGGCAUCCAGAAUCGGCCAACUUAAUGAUACCUGUCCGAGCUGUGUCCACAGCUCGUUCAUCUGAAUAUUUUUACUAUAAUGGGUUCCAGUUGGAAGCCAAGACACAGAAGGUUAAAAUGAAAGCUGUAUUUUCUGAGCUCAGGGAGGUGGCCAGUUCCGGAUCUGAAUGGUGCCCCAUGUACAAUGAUGUGCAUGUGAACUUUACUCGAGAAGAGUGGGCUUUGCUGGAUAUUUCCCAGAGGAAUCUCUACAAAGAUGUAAUGCUGGAGACCUACAGGAACCUCACUGCUAUAGGCUACAAUUGGGAAAGUCAUAAUAUAGAAGAGCAUUGUCAAAGUUCUAGAAGACAUGCAAGACAUAAAAGGACAAAUACAGGAGAAAAACCUCAUGAAUGUAACCAAUGUGGUAAAGCAUUUGCAUUUAACAGUAGACUCCUGCUACAUAAAAGAUCUCACACUGGAGAGAAACCUUACAAAUGUAACCAAUGUGGUAAAGCCUUUACACAGAAGAGUCAUCUCCUAAUACAUGAAAGAACUCACACCAGAGAAAAACCUUAUGACUGUAACCACUGUGGAAAAGCCUUUGCACAUAAUAGCCAUCUCCAAAUACAUAAAAGAACUCACACUGGAGAGAAACCUUAUGAAUGUAACCAAUGUGGUAAAGCGUUUGCAUGUAACAGUGAUCUCCUAAGACAUAAAGGAACUCACACUGGAGAAAAACCUUAUGAGUGUAACCAAUGUGGUAAAGCCUUUACACGUAACAUUAGUCUCCUGCUACAUAAAAGAAAUCACACUGGAGAGAAACCUUAUGAAUGUAACCAAUGUGGUAAAGCCUUUGCACGUAACAGUAUUCUCCAAAUACAUAAAAGAACUCAUACUGGAGAGAAACCUUAUAAAUGUACCCAAUGUGGUAAAGCCUUUGCAUGUAACAGUAGUCUCCAAAUACAUAAAAGAACUCACACUGGCGAGAAACCUUAUGAGUGUAACCAAUGUGGUAAAGCCUUUGCAUGGAACAGUGCUCUCCGAAGACAUAAAGGAACUCACACUGGAGAA